Sorex fumeus (smoky shrew) is the source of this 8313-nucleotide messenger RNA. It is a transcript of the gene CIC, whose product is annotated as capicua transcriptional repressor. Gene Ontology annotation, molecular function: RNA polymerase II transcription regulatory region sequence-specific DNA binding; DNA-binding transcription factor activity, RNA polymerase II-specific. Bases 153 to 7688 code for a protein of 2511 amino acids. Gene Ontology annotation, biological process: regulation of transcription by RNA polymerase II. NCBI's taxonomy places the organism in Eukaryota, Metazoa, Chordata, Mammalia, Eulipotyphla, Soricidae. The transcript is spliced from 21 exons. The record is from RefSeq and is a predicted model, not a curated record. Gene Ontology annotation, cellular component: nucleus.
GGACCUAGGAGAGGCAGAGCUAGAGGUGGUGACAGGAUGGACGAGAGUGGCAAAGCGGCUGGUCCCAGUUGUGCUGGUGGGGGUAGAGCACCGGAGAGCUGGAGCUUUGGCAUCGGGAGUUGCUGGCAGGUUUGGAGGGAGGUGGAAAAGAGAUGAAGCCAAUGAAGAAGACGUGCACAGGACUUGCAGGUCCUGGCAGCGGUGGCAGGUCCCCCCCAGCCACCCGAGCCAAGGCCCUGAGGAGGCGGGGGGCCGAAGAGAGUGACAAGCCAGAGGAAGAAGAGGAUGAGACGCAGCAGCAGCCGCCGCCGCCGCCGCCUCCAGGGCCAGAAGAGGCUGAAGAAGGUGAGGAGGAGGCUGAGCGGGGCCCCAGGGCAGAGGGGCUGCCCUCCGAGUUGCAUCCCGAUGACCAGACCUCAGGCCCAGCAGAGGACCCUAAAGUAGAGGGAGAGACCGGCCGCUGGGAGCCGUCACUCAGCCGAAAGACGGCCACGUUCAAAUCACGCGCGCCCAAGAAGAAGUAUGUCGAGGAGCACGGGACUGGCGGCGGGACAGCGGGGGGCCCUGAAGAGCAGACACGGACUCCUGAGGAGGCCGGUGCCCUGGGGGUGCCUCCCCGGCCCCCCACCUCCACCCGCUCCUCGUCCACCGACACAGCCAGUGAGCACUCGGCAGACCUGGAGGACGAGCCGGCUGAAGCUGGGGGGCCAGGCCCCUGGCCCCAGGGUGGCUCUGGGGGUGGCUGUGACCUGCGGCAGCUGCGGUCCCAGCGUGUGCUGGCCCGCCGUGGUGAUGGCCUCUUCCUGCCCGCUGUGGUGCGCCAGGUGCGCCGCAGCCAGGACCUGGGGGUACAGUUCCCUGGCGACCGAGCCCUAACUUUCUACGAGGGGGCGCCUAGAGGUGGCGGUGGCGUUGAUGUGGUUUUAGAUGCCACGCCGCCCCCAGGCGCCCUGGCAGUGGGCACGGCCGUCUGUACCUGCGUGGAGCCCGGCGUGGCGGCCUACCGUGCCGGCGUGGUGGUAGAGGUGGCCACCAAGCCGGCUGCCUACAAGGUCCGCCUCAGCCCGGGGCCCAGCUCCCAAGCAGGCACCCCUGUUGGCCCGCCCCAGGUCCCCCAGCCCUCUCACCGCGAGGCCGAGGAGACCGUGUGGGUGGCCCGCUCUAGCCUGCGCCUGCUGCGGCCCCCCUGGGAGCCAGAGACCCUGCCAAGAAAGCCCCCCACAGGCCCAGAGGAGGAGCAAGCUGAGCCCGGAGCUCCCCUGCCUUCCUGCCCUGCAGCCCUGGACCCCAAGCAGCCCGAGGAUGCUGAGGUCUCCAAGAUCAGUUUUGGAGGCAACCUAGGAACCUGCGAGGAGGGCGAGGAGAAGCAUCCGCCAGCGCUGGGCACCCCGGCCCUGCUGCCUCUGCCCCCGCCCCAGCUCCUGUCACCGCCCCCCAAGUCGCCAGCCUUCGCAGGCCCCGGGCGCCCUGGUGAGCAGCCAUCGCCCUGCCAGGAGGGCAGCCAGGGUGGCAGCCGGAGCAGCAGUGUGGCCUCCCUGGAGAAGGGCGCGGCACCGGCUGCCCGGGCCCGCACCCCGCUGACAGCCGCACAACAGAAGUACAAGAAGGGUGAUGUCGUCUGCACACCCAACGGCAUCCGCAAGAAGUUCAACGGCAAACAGUGGCGCCGGCUGUGCUCCCGGGAUGGCUGCAUGAAGGAGUCGCAGAGGCGCGGCUACUGCUCCCGGCACCUGUCCAUGCGGACGAAGGAGAUGGAGGGCCUGGCGGACAGUGGUCCUGGAGGUGCUGGGCGGCCUGCUGGUGUGGCGGCCCGGGAAGGCAGCGCGGAGUUUGACUGGGGGGACGAGACAUCGCGGGACAGCGAGGCCAGCAGCGUGGCCACCCGGGGGGAUUCGCGACCGCGCCUCGUGGCCCCCGCCGACCUGUCCCGCUUUGAGUUUGAUGAGUGCGAGGCGGCAGUGAUGCUCGUGUCGCUGGGCAGCUCGCGCUCAGGCACCCCGUCCUUCUCCCCCGUGUCCACGCAGUCCCCCUUCUCGCCAGCCCCGUCCCCCUCGCCCUCACCACUCUUCGGCUUUCGCCCUGCCAAUUUCAGCCCCAUCAACGCUUCACCUGUGAUCCAGCGCACGGCCGUACGCAGCCGCCACCUGAGUGCCAGCACCCCAAAGGCCGGCGUGCUGACACCGCCUGACCUGGGCCCCCACCCACCACCGCCCGCCCCACGAGAGCGCCAUUCCUCCGGCAUCCUGCCCACCUUCCAGACCAACCUGACGUUCACCGUGCCCAUCAGCCCCGGGCGGCGGAAGACGGAGCUGCUGCCGCACCCAGGAGCUUUGGGGGCUCCAGGCCCUGGAGCUGGAGGGGCUGCCCCUGACUUCCCGAAGAGUGACAGCCUAGACUCGGGCGCGGAAGCUGUGUCUCACACGCCGACGCCCUCCACUCCGGCUGGCUUCCGGUCUGUGUCGCCCGCAGUGCCCUUCUCCCGAUCCCGACAGCCCUCACCGUUGCUGCUGUUGCCACCCCCUGCCGGCCUGACCUCUGACCCGGGCCCCUCUGUGCGGAGGGUGCCCGCUGUGCAGCGGGACUCGCCUGUCAUCGUCCGCAACCCCGACGUGCCACUGCCCUCCAAGUUCCCAGGAGAGGUGGGAGCUGCCAGUGAGUCGCGGGCUGGAGGCACUGGACGGGGCUGCCGAGAGACCCCAGCGCCCCCCGGAGUGGCCAGUGGGAAGCCUGGACUGCCCCCUCCUCUGCCAGCCCCGGUGCCCAUCACCGUGCCUCCCGCCGCGCCAACCGCUGUGGCCCAGCCGAUGCCCACCUUUGGCCUGGCAUCCUCGCCCUUUCAGCCGGUGGCCUUCCACCCCUCCCCUGCUGCCCUGUUGCCCGUCUUGGUGCCUAGCAGCUAUACCAGCCAUCCUGCACCCAAGAAGGAGGUGAUCAUGGGCCGACCUGGGACAGUGUGGACGAACGUGGAGCCUCGCUCUGUGGCCGUGUUCCCCUGGCACUCCCUCGUCCCCUUCCUGGCCCCCAGCCAGCCCGACCCCUCUGUGCAGCCAAGUGAGGCCCAGCAACCUGCCAGCCACCCCGUGGCCUCCAACCAGAGCAAAGAACCUGCUGAGUCUGCAGCCGUUGCCCAUGAGCAGCCUCCAGGUGGGCCCGGCAAUGCUGAUCCCGGGCGGCCUCCCGGAGCAACCUGCCCUGAGAGCCCAGGGCCCCCGCACACUUUGGGAGGGGUGGACCCUGGAAAGGGCCCUCCUCCUACCACAGAAGAAGAGACCCCUGGGCCCCCGGGAGAGUCGCGGCUGGACAGUGAGACAGAAAGUGACCAUGAUGAUGCUUUCCUCUCCAUCAUGUCUCCGGAGAUCCAGCUGCCUCUGCCUCCGGGGAAGCGGCGGACCCAGUCCCUCAGUGCCCUGCCCAAGGAAAGGGACUCCUCCUCCGAGAAGGAUGGACGCAGCCCCAACAAGCGCGAGAAGGAUCACAUCCGGAGGCCCAUGAAUGCCUUCAUGAUCUUCAGCAAGCGGCACCGGGCCCUGGUGCACCAGCGUCACCCCAACCAGGACAACCGGACCGUCAGCAAGAUCCUGGGCGAGUGGUGGUAUGCCCUGGGGCCCAAGGAGAAGCAGAAGUACCAUGACCUGGCCUUUCAGGUCAAGGAAGCCCACUUUAAGGCCCACCCAGACUGGAAGUGGUGCAAUAAGGACCGCAAGAAGUCCAGCUCCGAGGCCAAGCCCCCGAGCCUGGGGCUGGCAGGAGGGCACAAGGAGGCACGGGAGCGGAGCAUGUCGGAGACGGGCACUGCUGCUGCCCCUGGAAUGUCCUCUGAGCUCCUGUCCGUCGCCGCCCAGACGCUCUUGAGCUCAGACACCAAGGCCCCGGGGAGCGGCUCCUGCGGGACUGACCGUCUGCACACAGUUGGGGGGCCUGGCUCAGCCCGGCCACGGGCCUUCUCCCACAGUGGGGUGCACAGCCUGGACGGUGGGGAAGUAGACAGCCAAGCACUCCAGGAGCUGACUCAGAUGGUGUCCGGCCCUGCGUCCUACUCCGGCCCAAAGCCUUCUGCCCAGUAUGGGGCGUCAGGCCCCUUCGCCGCUCCUGGUGAGGGAGGGGCCCUGGCAGCCAGUGGGCGACCCCCGCUGCUACCCACCCGAGCUUCUCGUUCGCAGCGUGUGGCCAGUGAAGAUAUGACCAGCGAUGAGGAACGGAUGGUCAUCUGUGAGGAGGAAGGGGAUGACGAUGUAAUUGCUGACGAUGGCUUCAGUGCCACCGACAUUGACCUCAAGUGCAAGGAGCGGGUGACUGACAGUGAGAGUGGAGACAGCUCUGGGGAGGACCCAGAGGGCAACAAGGGCUUUGGCCGGAAGGUGUUCUCACCCGUGAUCCGUUCCUCCUUUACCCACUGCCGUCCUCCGAUGGACCCCGAACCCCCAGGACCCCCAGAUCCUCCUGCAGCCUUUGGCAAAGGCUACGGUUCCGCCCCAUCUUCCUCCUCACCUGCCGCUGCCUCCGCCUCUGCUGCCUCUUCCUUCCCACUGGGCUCAGGAUCCUUCAAGACCCAGGAGUCCGGACAGGGCAGCACUGGUGGCCCUCUCCGGCCGCCACCCGCCGGGCCUGGGGGCCCACCCGCCCCUUCCAAGGCCACCCGCUUCCUCCCAGCUGAUACCGCCCCUUUCCGGCGCAAGAGACCUGAGAGUGUGGGGGCCUUGGAACCACCAGGUCCCUCAGUCAUUGCGGCACCUCCCGGUGGAGGUGGCAGCAUCCUGCAGAGCCUGGUCCUGCCCCCGAGCAAGGAGGAGCGGGAGGGCAGUGGUGCCCGCAUGCCCUCAGCUCCAGCCCCAUCGCUGGCCUAUGGGGCUCCCGCAGCCCCCCUGUCCCGCCCGGCUGCCACCAUGGUCACCAAUGUGGUGCGGCCCGUCAGCAGCACUCCUGUGCCCAUCGCCUCCAAGCCCUUUCCCCCCUCCGGCCGGGCAGAGGCGGCUCCAAGUGACUCGGCAGGUGCUAGGACUGAGACCUCUGGGUCCCGGGCUCCCGGAGGCUCCCCACUGGGCGUCAGCUUGGUGUACUCAGACAAGAAGUCAGCAGCCGCCACCUCACCAGCCCCGCAUCUGGUUGCUGGACCCCUGCUGGGCACUGUGGGGAAGGCACCUGCCACUGUCACCAACCUACUGGUGGGCACCCCAGGCUAUGGGGCCCCAGCGCCCCCUGCUGUCCAGUUCAUUGCCCAGGGAGCUCCUGGCAGUGGGGCCAGUACUGGUUCAGGAGCAGUUGCUGGGAGUGGCCCCAAUGGGCCAGUGCCUUUGGGCAUUCUGCAGCCAGGUGCUCUGGGCAAGGCUGGGGGCAUCACCCAGGUGCAGUACAUCCUGCCUACACUGCCCCAGCAGUUGCAGGUGGCUCCCACCCCUGCACCAGCCCCUGGGACCAAGGCAGCAGCUUCUGGUGGCCCCGUGCCCACCACCAGCAUCCGUUUCACCCUCCCACCGGGUACCUCCACCAACGGCAAAGUCCUGGCCGCCACCGCACCUACGCCCGGCAUCCCCAUCCUGCAGUCUGUCCCGUCUGCUCCACCCCCCAAAGCCCAGUCCCCCGGUGGUUCUGCCCAGCUGCUACCUGGGAAGGUCUUGGUGCCCCUGGCCACUCCCAGCGUGUCAGUGCGGGGCAGCGGGGCCGGCCAGCCCCUGCCCCUGGUGAGCCCACCCUUCUCGGUUCCUGUGCAGAACGGCGCACAGCCCCCCAGCAAGAUCAUCCAACUGACUCCAGUGCCCGUGAGCACCCCCAGCGGCCUGGUGCCGCCCCUCAGCCCAGCCACGCUCCCCGGACCCACCUCGCAGCCCCAGAAAGUCCUGCUGCCUUCCUCCACCAGGAUCACCUAUGUGCAGUCGGCGGGAGGGCACACGCUGCCCCUGGGCACCAGCCCCACAUCCAGCCAGCCUGGCACCGUCACCUCGUACGGGCCCACGAGCUCCGUUGCCCUCGGUUUCACCUCUCUGGGGCCCAGUGGCCCUGCCUUCGUGCAGCCCCUGCUUUCAGGCCAAGCCCCGCUGCUGGCACCUGGCCAGGUGGGCGUGUCACCUGUACCCAACCCCCAGCUGCCCCCCACUUGCACGGCCUCCGGGGGUCCUGUCAUCACAGCGUUUUACCCUGGCAGUCCUGCUCCCACCUCCUCAGCACCCCUGGCCCAGCCGUCCCAGGCCGCCCCUGGUCUAGUCUACACUGUGGCCACCAGCACCACCCCACCUGCUGCCGCCAUCCUGCCCAAGGGCCCGCCGGCCCCUGCCACUGCCACCCCAGCUCCCACCAGCCCUUUCCCAAGUGCCACAGCAGGCUCCAUGACAUACAGCUUAGUGGCCCCCAAAGCCCAGCGACCUGUGCCCAAGGCCCCCCAGAAAGUGAAGGCAGCCAUCGCCAGCAUUCCUGUGGGCUCCUUCGAGGCAGGUGCCCCUGGGCGGCCUGGCCCAGCAGCCCGGCAACCCCUGGAGCCCGGCCCUGCUCGGGACACCCCAGUCCCCGAAACUGAGCUGGAGGGACAGCCAACGACCCCAGGUCCCCCACACCCCCCAGAGGCCUGGCCACCUGCGACUCGGAGCAGUCCCCCACCUCCCCCAGCUGCUGAAGAGCGGGGUGGCACCAAGGGCACCGAGAGCAUGGCCAGCAAAUUCCCCAGCUCAUCUGCCGACUGGCGCGUCCCUGGGAUGGGCCUCGAGACCCGUGGGGAGCCCCCCACCCCUCCCAGUCCCGCCCCAGCUCCAGCCCUGGCCGCGGGAAGCAGCAGCAGUGGCAGCGGCAACAGUGAGGGCAGCAGCGGGAGGGCAGCUGGGGACACCCCUGAGCGCAAGGAGCCCACGGGUCCUGGCAAGAAGGUGAAGGUGCGGCCCCCGCCCCUGAAGAAGACCUUUGACUCUGUGGACAACAGGGUCUUGUCCGAGGUGGACUUUGAAGAGCGCUUCGCCGAGCUGCCCGAGUUUCGGCCUGAGGAGGUGCUUCCCUCGCCCACCCUCCAGUCUCUGGCCACCUCCCCGCGCGCCAUCCUGGGCUCCUACCGCAAGAAGAGGAAGAACUCCACUGACCUGGACUCAGCCCCCGAGGACCCCACUUCACCCAAACGCAAGAUCCGGAGACGCUCCAGCUGCAGCUCGGAGCCCAACACCCCCAAGAGCGCCAAGUGCGAAGGGGACAUCUUCACCUUCGACCGCACAGGAACAGAAGCCGAGGAUGUCCUGGGGGAGCUGGAAUACGAGAAGGUGCCCUACUCCUCCCUGCGGCGCACCCUAGACCAGCGCCGCGCCCUGGUCAUGCAGCUCUUCCAGGACCACGGCUUCUUCCCCUCUGCCCAGGCCACGGCCGCCUUCCAGGCCCGCUACGCAGACAUCUUCCCCUCCAAGGUGUGUCUGCAGCUGAAGAUCCGCGAGGUGCGCCAGAAGAUCAUGCAGGCUGCCACGCCCACGGAGCAGCCUCCUGGCGCUGAGGCCUCCCUGCCUGGACCACCCCCCGCGGGUGCCACCGCAGCCCCUGGCCCCACUCCCAGCCCCGCAGGAGGCCCUGACCCCACCUCGCCUGGCUCGGACUCUGGCACAGCCCCGGCCGCCCCACCGCUGCCUCCCCCGCCUGAGCCAGGACCUGGGCAGCCCGGCUGGGAGGGCCCCUCCCAGGCAUCCCCGCCACCACCUGGCUCCUCUACAGCUGCCACAGGCAGGUGAGGGGCCCUUGAAGACCCCAGGACCCGCAGCAGCCCCCCUCAGGACACGGACAGUAUGAAGGUGGCAGGAGUGGGGGGCAGGACGGUUCCCUCCUCCCGAUAAAGCCAUUUCGUCCUUCCCUGUUUGGGGCGGAAUGAGCCCUGCUCCUCUUCUCUCCCCCGGCUCCCUCUGUGAUAGGGAGGGGGGUCCGGGGGGACCCACUGAGAAGCAGGGUGCCGGCUCCCUGUACCGAGCCCCUUACAUAACCUGGAGUGUGUGACCUUCAGACCUUUUCACUUGUACUUUAUGCAAAAUGGCUCGUGUGAGGGCUGCAAGCUGGAGGGCAGUGCAGGCCGUGAGCCACAGGGAGGCACCUGUGGAGGAGGGGGGAGUUCACGUACCCCCUUUUCCCCAGAGGGGCUGGACUCAGGUUAGUUUUGGGGGGUGGGGACUCCUGCACUUUGCCACAGGCAUGGGGAGGGCCAACUCCCCACCCCGCCCCUGCCCUUCUGACUUGGGUUGUACUUUCUAAGAAGGUGAUUCCCUACCCUUGUCCCGUCCCCCGAACAAGACAUGUUGAUCAUGUGCAAUAUUUCUUACUGUGCCGAGAAGCCGCAAUGACCGAGAUUAAAGCUGUUUAACACAA